Zymoseptoria tritici IPO323 is the source of this 1182-nucleotide messenger RNA. RefSeq lists its product as uncharacterized. Bases 1 to 1182 code for a protein of 393 amino acids. The record is from RefSeq and is a predicted model, not a curated record. Lineage: Eukaryota; Fungi; Ascomycota; Dothideomycetes; Mycosphaerellales; Mycosphaerellaceae. The transcript is spliced from 2 exons.
AUGUCUUUGCCGCCACCUAGCCAUCUUGAGACGAGCUGGUUCCGCCCAGCUGCCAACGAUUCCGCAUCGCAGCAAUACCUCAUCACAGUGAAAGCCACCGAGGACGGCCACCGCAGCUUCCGAAAUAAGGUGAAGCAGAUGCUAGGAGGCACACUCCCGAAACAUCGUGUCACGACCAAAGACGAACUGCUCGACCAGCUUCAUCUGCUGACUCCAGAAGAGCUCAGCGAUAUCGCACACGGCGGGAUGCGAUCCGCAGAACAGCAGAAGCAAGCGUACACGGACGAUCGAAAACAUGGUCCGAAGAAAGUGGGUGCAGCGGCCCAACGCUUCUUCAAGAGCUUCGCCGACUUCAUCGAAGCGUACAGCGGCGUGGCACACCUAGUCCGAAGCGCAGGAGCUCCGUACGGCGAAGCUGCAUUUGAGACCCUUUCUCUCCUUCUCAUCGUCGUCGACAACAAGGCGACCAACGACAUCAUAAUCAGCGAUCUGAUGCAGGAAUUGGCCACGGCGUUUCCCAGACUGGAUGUCUUGAUGGACGUGUACCCUUCUCCGAAUCUCCGGAAAUGCGUCGCGACGGUCUACGUCAGCGUGAUCAAAUUUGCACGGGAGGCGACGGAGUACUUUGCGAGUUUCGGCAACCGGCUGUUCGGCGCAUUCGCCAAACCUCCCGCGAUCGGACUCGAAGCCAUCGCCCGCGCGAUUCAAGACGAGCUGGCGGAAGUCAACAGCGAAGCCAUGAUCCAGCUACACGCCCGUAACAAGAAGAUCCUCCAGCAGGUUGAGGCGUUGGAAGAGCAGAACUUGAGUCUGUCAAACAGCGUCAACAGUCUGCGAGCAUCGUCUGAGCGGGUGGAGGAUGGCAACGUCCGACUGGAAGCGCAGAAUGCGACGCUGCGGCAGGCGUUGAGGUCGAUGACGCUCAAGGCUGAUAUGCAAGCUGAAGCUGAUCAACAUGACCGGCUGGAAGACAUGGCGAAUGCGCUCGGAUUGGAAGGCCAGCCGGAUAAGUGGCCGGAGACUGAUCCGGAUGGUGUCUUCGAGAGUCUGAUGCAAGUGUUCCCUGGAUGCUCAGGGCUGCCGUCCAAUUCGGCGGGAAAAUCUGCUCGGACGACUUUUGCAUGUUCUACGGGUGCCAUCCAAAGCCUUUCACCGCAGGAAUUGCUGACCACGACAUCUUGA